Messenger RNA from Branchiostoma floridae (Florida lancelet), 2339 nucleotides. Its product is annotated as SUMO-activating enzyme subunit 2-like. Bases 127 to 2070 code for a protein of 647 amino acids. The transcript is spliced from 18 exons. Gene Ontology annotation, cellular component: SUMO activating enzyme complex; cytoplasm. NCBI's taxonomy places the organism in Eukaryota, Metazoa, Chordata, Leptocardii, Amphioxiformes, Branchiostomatidae. Gene Ontology annotation, biological process: protein sumoylation. Gene Ontology annotation, molecular function: SUMO activating enzyme activity. The record is from RefSeq and is a predicted model, not a curated record.
AAUGCUUAUAUUGUUUUAUUUGGUAUCGCUGUGGAAAAAAUAAUAUUCUUAACAUACAUCUAAUGGACUAAAUUAGUAUUUAUUUCGUAUUGCAACGUUAAUUCCAAACGUUAUGUUUACAUCAAAAUGGUAUGCCCCAUUUCUGGUUCAUUCGCGUCCAUCAUGGCGGCUCUACCAUCCACUUUGGUGUCUCCCACCAGAGAUUUUGUGGAAAAUAGUAAAGUUCUCGUAGUUGGAGCUGGCGGAAUCGGAUGUGAGCUCCUCAAGAACCUUGUCCUGACAAACUUCAAGUACAUAGAAGUGAUUGACCUGGAUACCAUCGAUGUCAGCAACCUGAACCGGCAGUUCCUCUUCCAGAAACAACACGUGGGCAAGUCCAAGGCACAGGUGGCCAAGGAAAGUGCCCUAAGAUUCAACCCAGAUUGCAACAUCAUAGCAUAUCAUGACAGCAUUACCAAUCCAGACUAUGGAGUGAAUUUCUUCAAAAAGUUUACCCUGGUAUUGAAUGCUCUUGAUAACAGAGCUGCACGUAACCAUGUGAACCGUAUGUGCCUGGCUGCUGACGUCCCUUUGGUGGAGAGUGGCACAGCGGGUUACCUGGGACAGGUCACUGUCAUCAAGAAGGGCCUGACGGAAUGUUACGAGUGUGAACCCAAACCACCACAGAAGACCUACCCAGGGUGCACUAUCAGGAAUACACCCUCUGAACCCAUCCACUGUAUAGUGUGGGCCAAGUAUCUCUUCAAUCAGUUGUUUGGUGAGGAGGAUGCAGACCAGGAUGUGUCCCCAGACACAGAAGACCCAGAACUAGCAGGAGAGGCUGGAGAGAGAGCUGUACAGCAGGAGGCAGGCGAGAAUGCCAUCGGGGGAGGCAUCCAGAGGACAUCCACUCGGGCAUGGGCAGUCUCCACUGGGUACGAUGCAGCCAAGUUAUUUCACAAGUUGUUCCAUGAUGAUGUGAAGUACCUGUUGUCUAUGGAGAAGUUGUGGCAGAAGAGGCGACCACCGACCCCGCUAGACUGGAACAACCUCCCUGAAGAAAAUGGGACAGCUGAGACGGACAGCAACACUCGCAUCCAGGAUCAGCAGCUGUGGAGCAUCAGGAGGUGUGCUGCUGUCUUUAGGGACAGCAUUGAACAACUGAAGGAGCAGCUGGCUGCCAGGGGGGACGGGGCGGAGCUCGUGUGGGACAAGGAUGACGAGGCCUCAAUGGACUUUGUAACUUGUGCCGCCAACAUCAGAGCACACAUCUUUGGUAUCCCCACCAAGACCAGGUUCGACAUCAAGUCGAUGGCAGGGAACAUUAUACCAGCUAUCGCCACUACAAAUGCUGUUAUAGCUGGGCUGAUAGUCAUGGAGGCACUCAAGAUACUCUCUGGGAACAUCAACAAGUGUAAAACAGUGUUCCUGAAUAGACAGCCUAACCCCAGGAAGAAGCUGUUGGUACCCUGUAAACUGGUCCCACCAAACCCCAAGUGUUACGUGUGUUCAGCCAAGCCUGAGGUGUCGGUACAACUCAACAUCAACACGGUCACGGUCAAGACACUGGAAGACAAGAUUAUCAAAGGCCAGUUUGGGAUGGUUGCACCUGAUGUGGAAAUAGAUGAUGGGAAAGGAACCAUCCUCAUAUCUAGUGAAGAAGGGGAAACAGAAGCUAACAACAGCAAACACCUGAGUGAGUUUGGAAUCAGAAGUGGAUCCCGACUGAGGGCAGAUGACUUCCUCCAGAACUAUGAACUCGUUAUCAAUGUCAUCCAUGUGGAUCAGUUAGAAGAGGACAAAGAGUUUGAAGUUGUAGGACAGAUGCCAGAGCCAGGUCCUCAGCCUGACACUCCCCAGCCCAGUACUAGCACUAACGGCCCUACAGAACCCCAACCUGGCACCUCCAAAGAUGUAGAAGAAGAGGAUCUGAUGAUUAUCGAAGACGAAGAAGAAGACAAGGCUCCGUCAAGCAAGGCUACGACAGGAGUCAAACGUAAGACAUCAGAUAGCAGCGAUCAGCCCGUGACUAAAAAGGUUCGCACGGCAGCUGCAGAGGUGGCAGAGGAGGACGACAUCAUUCCACUGUAGAGUGCAAUUCACACAUUACUGACCCUUGACCCUGUUUUAGGGCUUCCCAUUGUACAUGUACCCUGCAGGAUAUCUUGGGUUAUUGGCAGUUGUUUGGAAGUCUGACAGAGGUGGUUUUACUAACACUUGGGUUUAGCUUUAGCUGUAAUAGCAGCUAUAACAUAUUGUUCUUGGGCAUCAGCAAAUACAUUUUUUGGUCUCAACAUUUUUUCCAUUUUUUCAAGGUAGAAGUUGACAACAAGUGUCAAAAUAUUUCAACCUAAGUAGUG